Messenger RNA from Ylistrum balloti, 197 nucleotides. RefSeq lists its product as uncharacterized. The annotation marks the transcript as partial. The record is from RefSeq and is a predicted model, not a curated record. The transcript has 3 exons. NCBI's taxonomy places the organism in Eukaryota, Metazoa, Mollusca, Bivalvia, Pectinida, Pectinidae.
AUGAAGUGGCUGAUAGACAAUAGUGGGUACUCUACAAAUAAGUCAACUAUAACACAGUACUCCACAAACCAGUCAACUAUAACACAGUACACCACAAAUCAGUCACCUGUUACACAGUACACAUCAACUGUUACACAAUACACCACAAAUCAGUCAACUGUUACACAAUACACCACAAAUCAGUCACCUGUAAUACA